Messenger RNA from Chelmon rostratus (copperband butterflyfish), 1272 nucleotides. RefSeq lists its product as uncharacterized. The record is from RefSeq and is a predicted model, not a curated record. Gene Ontology annotation, biological process: G protein-coupled receptor signaling pathway. Gene Ontology annotation, cellular component: heterotrimeric G-protein complex. Gene Ontology annotation, molecular function: G-protein beta-subunit binding. The transcript is spliced from 3 exons. Lineage: Eukaryota; Metazoa; Chordata; Actinopteri; Chaetodontiformes; Chaetodontidae. Bases 52 to 270 code for a protein of 72 amino acids.
UGUAACGGAGUACUUGCUCCCCCUCUCUCUCUGUGUCACUUGGACUCAGUCAUGUCAAACAACAGCGCCGCGAACAGCAGCCUAGCCAUCGCCCAGAAGGCAGUGAAGCAGCUUCGUCUGGAGGCCAGCGUCCGUCGGAUAAAGGUUUCUCAGGCAGCUGCAGAACUGAAGACCUUCUGUUUGCAAAAUGCCCACAAAGACCCUCUCCUCACCGGGGUGCCCUCCAGCGAUAACCCAUUCAGGCCUCCCAAGUCAUGUGUCCUCCUCUGAGACGGCUGCGACGGAAAGCAAAACACGCAAACAGACGCCUGAUCGCUCCAGUGUGGAUUCCUGUCAUGUGCCCCGCUGCCUCUGAGGAUAAAGAAGCCAAGACGACACACAAACACGCAUUGGGUUUACUCAGGCCACUUUUAGGGACAUUACAUAGAUUUACAUUCAUUUCCCGGAGACUUUCCCUAACCACAACAUUGGAUCCGGCCUGAACCACUGACCCAAAAAUCUGCUUUUUUCCAAUUGGUGACACAACUUUUGUCCCCGCUUGGACACGCUGUCCCCAGGUAACUGGUCUGUUUGUCCCUGAAUGUGCGAUUGUCACAGGAGCAGCUGUGGAAUAAGAGAAAUGUAUUUUCACUGGAUGUGUGGUUCCAUGUGUUUCUAAUGUUUUGCUCUUUUCAUAGGUCAUAGAUCUUCACUGCCUUUACACAGCAGGCCUUAACGCCAAUUCUGUCUUUCUGACCAUGUCCAAUGUUUUGACCACUUGUUAACGCCUGCUUUUACAGUAGAACUGCACUUUUUACAGUGGUUGUUAUUGGAUGGCAAAAAUCUUGGAGUUGAUGACAAGAUGACUAAAAAAGACCAUGAAAGUCACAUCAGCAGACACCAGAUUCCUGUCUGAUGCGUUUCUAUUUAUGAACAUAACCCAAAACAGAUCUGAGCCCCCACCGCCCCACCCACACUGCAGUGGGAUUUCCUAUCAUACCAGUGAGCAAGAGACAAAAAUCAAAAGAACUGUAUUUACCAACAGCUGUUUUUGAGCUAUUGAUUGCUAUUGAGUCAUUUAUUUUGGACAAACAGCAGCCUUUAAAUAUCUAUAACCAUUCUAAUGUCAUUUAUAAAACAAAAGAAACCUUUGUUAGAGAAAAGGGGGGUUCUGGAAACCUGAUAAAACUUGUAAAUUGAUGGGUAUUUGCUGCUCUUGUAUAGUUCAUACAGUUAAAAAAUGUCCCACAUCUCAUGUGCACUGUCAUUAUUAUUGGCCAUUAAAAUUCACCA